UAGCUACGUGUGUCCAGGGAGAAGAGAUAAUUAUGGGAAGGUUGGCACAAGUUUAGCAUCUCUUCUGUACAAUAUUUAGCUGUUUUACUUGAUUGCAGAAGAGCGCCCGUGACAACUGGAAAACGAAGAAAUCCGGCAUCCCGUCCAGAGUGCUGGACAAAGCUGUUGAGGGGGAAAAAGUUAGUAGACAUUUCUCGAAAUGUGCUCUCUCAACGUGACAUCUACACAAAAUACACUGUGGUGCAUGCACUGGCAUCUAGCAAGUAUCAAAAAAUCGUUCUGCAAGAAGAAUUCACGUUUCUUGCUCAGAACAACCUCAUGGGGAAAUUGCUGGCAAAGGAUAGAGAUGGGGAUAUGCCGUUGCAAAGUGCAGUUUAUAGCGGGGCCGACCCUGAAACGAUCGAUUUUAUUCUGAAUUUCAACCAUGACGCUAGAAAGAAAAUGCUUGAAAAUCGCAACAAAUACGCCGAAACCGCCCUUGAGUGGUGCCUUAGCCAGGAGCUCGUUGACAUUUUCAGGCUUCUUUUGGAGCACAGCAUUAAGUGCAGGGCUCUAGAAGACCUUACUAGCACCAGAAAAGGCAACGUACAGUGCUCAACUCUGCUGCAUCAGUGCAUUGAGGGAAGGCAUGUUAAAAUCUUGCGUACGUACAUGGAAGUAUGCAUAAAAGAAGAAGCAAAAAUAAGCCUUUGUCCUGUUGACGAGAAAGGACGCACGCCUUGGAAUUAUCUUAUAUGCUACAAAGAAGACGAAAUCGAGAUAUUUAAGGAAAUUAUUUUAAUCCUACAAAAGCACAAAAUUAAUUUGAGCUCUCUCCAUGUCAACAAGUGCAGCAAGGAAACCAUGCUGCAUAUGGCCUAUCGCCUCAACAGGCCACAGUUUAUCGCUUGUCUUGAGGAAACAUGUGGGUCAACCGUUGACCAGUUCAACCGCAAGCCACAGCAGAGAGAUCGAAGGCUCACAAAGGGACGACCUUUACCCCAGCACCCCCAACCCAAGAUACAACAGCGUGCUCAGCCUCCCCAAGUGCAUGCUCUGCGCAAGCCAAAAGCCAGUCGUACACACAAACCGACAUCUUAUCCCCAAGCCGGUGUUGUGCACAAGCCAAUGUCUCCCCAAGCCAGCAUCGCACGCGAAACCCGAGCUUCACACGAACAAAUGCGUCAGCAACAAGCCACUCUUUUCGCGGAGCCAACGUUACAUCCCCAAGCCAGCAUUGCGCAUGAACCCCAACCUUCACACCAGUCAGCGCAUCAGCCACAAUCGCGCGAGCCGACAUCGCUUCCCCAAGCCAGUGUAGCGCAUGAACACCGAUCUCCUAAACCUUCACACAAGCAAACCCAUCAGCUACAAGCAGGUGUUGUGCACAACAAGCACAAGUCUUCCAAAGCCCAUCCUGCACAGAAAGCUUCAUGGCCACAACACAGUGCUGUCCAAAAGGUGAGGUGUGCCAGCGUUGAACAAGGAACCAAAUCGCCUAAAGCUCGUGCUUCGCUCCAACCACCACCUUCCCAAGUUGGUGUUGCAUCCCACCCCGCAAUCCAACCACCCUUCCAAAACUGGUGUGCACUGGGCAAGGCCAACAGAAGCUAAUAUUGUGCACGAGCCCCAAGCAAGUCUUGCGCGCAACCCACUCCAAGCAAAUAAUGCGCACCAGCUCCAGUCCUCUCAAGCCAGUACUGUGCAACUUCAACAUACAUAUCAACGUCACUCCCAACAGCCUGCGCAGUUCCCGAAUCCACAGCUAUCACAAGCUAGAGACGCAUCACGUGAAAUCGAGUCAGUUCCCCACAACCGAACACCACAGCCCCAAUCUUUUCAACCGCCUGAUGGCUCUUCCAGUGACCAAGAAAUGGCCAUUGAAAUGGUGGAAGAUAACCAGCCACACAAUGAACCCAUCCACUGUGUUACUGGUGUUGAACAGCAACCAGUCGCCAUUGUUUCACAAGCAGUCCAUUCACACAUUCCAGGGCCAGUCAAUCAGCCACAUAAGAACAACACAGUGACAAUACCAUUUCAGUCACUGUGGUCUGCAAGUGAUCCUAAUUAACACCGUACCUCUUCACCCAAUAUUCAUUAUACACUUCAUUUUCAUUUGCCGAUCUCCACACAAUCCUUUCACCAUUUAAUCUCACUUUUUAAGACGUAUAUAUACAUCAGUUUAUUAUUCAUGGAAAAAAAAUUUUUUAUCAACAUUUUUGACAUUGAUAAUACAUGACGUGUUUUGUACAACCACUUUGUUUGUUGUAAACCACUAUUUAAUUGUAAACUGUCUAGCGAAGUAAAAAAGUUUUUGCCAUUAUUAUUAUUUUUACAGAUUACAGGCCAGGUGGGAGUCUCACAUCCACUUAUCGAACCUCCUCGAACCUUCUUGAACAACUUCAGUGCGGAGAACACAAAGUGUGUCUAGGGGUUAUUCACAUGAGUUUUGUGUGGUUCGGCUGUACACAACCUUCUCUAUGAACCGAAGGUCGCUAACAGAAAGGCGGACCACAA
This is a messenger RNA of Geodia barretti, 2496 nucleotides long. The record is from the annotation of a GenBank genome assembly. Lineage: Eukaryota; Metazoa; Porifera; Demospongiae; Tetractinellida; Geodiidae.